Cladophialophora carrionii CBS 160.54 is the source of this 1767-nucleotide messenger RNA. RefSeq lists its product as uncharacterized. Bases 1 to 1767 code for a protein of 588 amino acids. Gene Ontology annotation, biological process: DNA-templated transcription. The record is from RefSeq and is a predicted model, not a curated record. The transcript has 2 exons. Lineage: Eukaryota; Fungi; Ascomycota; Eurotiomycetes; Chaetothyriales; Herpotrichiellaceae. Gene Ontology annotation, molecular function: DNA binding; zinc ion binding.
AUGUCUGGCUCGAGGCCGGACCAGGGCCUGGAAUCUCAUCACACCGUGUUGAACAACGACGACGGUCAAUACAAUGUGGACUUGAAGACCGCAAAUUUGGACUCGUCGCUGAUGGCGAUGCCUGCUGCCAUCAACGACGUCAGCGCCUCCGAGCCAUCACAAGCCGGUAUCCGAGAAUCAUUUCCCGAGGAAUCUUGGACGCAUUCGCAUGACUCGGGCGCCGGUGAUGCUUCUCCCGAAGUUUCGCUGAGUCGAGGCUACAUGGGAGAGUCUGGGUUCAUGCAAAUAUUUCGCCAAGGUCAAACCACCACCUAUCUACCCACGAGCUCGAUCAUCCCCGGUCUUCGGGCAGAGACGCUUUCCAUGUCACCGCUCCUCCUGCAGGCCUUUGAAGAAACUCAUCACGAAUAUUGCUACCCGUUUUGUCCUAUUCUCGACAAGCUGAAUCACUCCGGCGACGACCCAUUCGCGGGAAGUGUGCUGCUCCAGCAAGCCCUUGCCGUCCUGGGCACCAGGGUGAACCCGCCCGUCAUCCAGCACGACCACCCUUCGCUCUACUACCGUCGUGCCAAGACAUUGUUCUACAUGAGUCAUGAACCGAACCCUCUGAUUCGCAUCAUCGCCAUCAUUUUCUUGCAGUGGUGGAGCGCAGGCCCGCCCAACGUGGUCAGUCUGGACAGUCAGUACUUCUGGACGGGCGUCGCCAUUCGGUUGGCGCACGAGAUUGGCCUUUACCGUGAACCCACGAGGAAUCACUCGUUGAAGCUCGGUGAAACGUUUGGACUGCGACGACGGAUCUUCUGGGCUUUAUUCGCUCGCGAACGAGUGUUCUCCCUUUGUCAGGGUCGCCCAUGCCUCGUCCAUCUAGAGGACUGCGAUAUCCAACAGCCGACCCUGACUGAUUUCCCCGCUGACCAGGCUGCUCAGGGGGAAAUAUUCAUCCAUUACGUACGCUUGUCAGAGAUCAUCGGCCGUUUGAGCAGGCGACUGAGUCUCGGAAGUGACCGAUCUGCACCAGCGCUCGACAUCAUAUUUGAGCUGCAGAAUUGGGUGCAAUCCUUGCCUCAGCAUCUGCUUCUGCCAUUCGGUGCCGCCAGAACUGCGACCCGGGAUUUCCGCAGAGACGUGCACCAAUUGCACUUGCCCUACUUGACCGCCAUCAUGCUACUCUACAUGAAUUCCUCGUCUCACGCUUUACCCAAAGCCUCUGCAACGGCGUUGCUUGCUGCGUCGUGCGUCGCCAGGAUCUUUCAAGAUUUUCUAGCACGCGGCUCCAUCAAUUUCGUGUCUGGCAUUGGGGGCUGGUACAUGACGGUGGCGAUCCUGGCGCUACUUCAUGGCAGUCAGAUACCGGCCUUACGCGACUGCGCGAACGAGCAGAUUGAUGUUCUGAUGAUCGCCCUGCGUGAGAUUGCAAAGUCAUGGUAUUCUGCGGAAAUGUUUCUCCGUGCGCUAGAGAAGCAUGUCAAGGGACAGAGCGAGGAGGCCAGGGGCAAUCCCAGUGCCGACACCCUGCAGGGAGAUCCGGGGACCACAUCAUCGGCCUGGAGCGAUCUCGCGUCCAGCGACGGAGUGGACCUUCUCGGCUUCUUCCCAGGGCACACCGCGCAGACGAGCAAGCUAUUCGGCGUCUUCUAUGCCGACGAGGCAGCAGAUGUGCUGAUGAAUCUGGCGUGGCCUGCUGAUUUCAGUACUUCUGUCAUGGAUCUUUUUGAUCAAACGUUUGAGGGCAUGAACGGGACCUUUGGCUUUCCGGCUGCUUGUUAG